AUGGAAAACACCUUCCCAGUCAUGAUGGACUCCAAUGAGCGCUCCAAUCAAACCGGCAUCGGAUCGUCUCAGAUGGUGAUCCAGCAGUAUGCGCGAUAUCCUACAGCAUUAGAGUCCACGCUGCAGAGCGCAUCCUCUCUGGGGAGUGCUCGAAGCCAACUCGAAACCCACAGAUCGCCUCCGCUCCAUCGUAAAGGGACUCCUCGAAGCAUACAGUCCUCUCCACGGGGAAUGCGCUCAGCGCUACCGCCAUCAUCAACCGCUCGGUCUGGCCCGUCCAUGUCUCCACCGGUCUUUGAUGCCUUGCGUCACUCUCCGAUGAAAGAUGCAGCAGACCAGGCCGAGUCUCGAACUCUGCCAUCACGAGAGAUCACCGAUGAGACGAUUGACGAUGCUUACGUUUUAUUUAUUUUAUACUGCAAUCCUAAUGUACCUUCUUCUGUCGAUACGUCAGAGCUUCGCAAGACAUUUCGCUGCCCUCCGCGCAGUGAUGGCAAAAGCUUCAGUGUUUUUACCCUAUUCGAGCUUAUUCGGAAGCUCGAUAACAAAGAACUCAAGACCUGGAUUCAAUUGGCGAUCGAGUUAGGCGUCGAACCACCUUCAAUGGAAAAGAAACAGAGCACACAGAAAGUCCAGCAGUAUGCUGUCCGACUAAAGCGUUGGAUGCGUGCUAUGCACGUCGAUGCUUUCUUCGAGUUCUGCUUGGGCCAUCCCCAUCCAUACUACACCCAGCUUCCUCCCUCCGGAACGUUCGUCAGUGAAUCCCGCGAUGGCGUGCCGCUUGAGGAAGAUCUUGCUCUUCGAGCCUUGGUUCCACAGUGGAAGCCCAAACGCGGCCGAAAACGAGCGGAUGAACGAGAGCUCGAGGAGGACAAAGCAGCCAAGAGGCCACAGCUCGAUACUUCGGUGGCUGGUUUGCAACCCCGCGGGUUUCCAAGUCAUUCAAUUCCAUUCCCGCAAAGUGCCAUUCCUUUCAGCGCCUAUCCCACUGAGGAAGAUCCUUGGAUGACAGCAUCGUCUUCAUUUCCACCGCCUGGUGCCGCCGACCAACAAGGUCACGAUCUACAUUGGAGACUCCCGGAGCGUGAGACCUCGCCUGCGGGCUACCCCCAGUCUGCGAUCAUUCCCAGAGGAACUCAGCCCUCGGAAGCAAUCAUGUCGGCUGAGCCACGCUCUGCUGUCACUCCGUCGUCAGGGGAGAAGACACGCGCCCGGCGGCGACACGGACCUGCAGUGUCAUCCGCUUGGCCAAACAGCAAUGGCGCGAUAGCUGGAAAGGGUCGCGGGAGACCACCCAACAAGGCCUCGACAUCGGGUUCAUUUUCCACCUUCCAAGUCAGCUCGAGUCGCGAUUCAUCCCAAGUUCCCCAGCCUAAUGUCAUUCAAUCUUCCCCACUUGUUGUCCAUGAGGACCCUCCCAAUGCCUUGUCAAACUCGUCUUUCAGUCAGUCAUCACUCCCUGCCAACCAGGGACGACCGGGUAAACUCCAGUUACAAGUCCCACAACAUCAAGGCGCUCCAGUGCGGCUUGCUACCCCUCCAACACUUCUUGUGAACGGUGUCAAUGGUGCGAUCGUUCCCCAAGGUCAAGGGCCACAUGAGCCCCACCCAGCCAACAGCCUUGAUAGCGUCCGUCAUAUUGGUGCGUUCGCACAAACAGAAGCUGCUGCAACCGAAAACAGAAUAUCUCUAGAGGACAUCAUCCACACGCUGUCCAAUGAUCUUCUACGCAUUCGCGUCACAGGACGACCGGCUCCUAUCGCCCCUCAAGAGGCUCGGGUCCUAGCUUCAGCGUUGGUCAUCAAUAUGACUAACAUGUACUCGCAUCUGCCUUGUUCUCUUCCCUCAACACUGCUGGCCUUUCAGCUUGGUAUCGGGCAUCAUUUCGGCUUCCCUACGAAUAGUCAGCACUCUAUAACCGUGACCACUGAGCAUGCUGCCAAUAAUACGACCGUAGCUGGUAGACCAGGCUCUACAGAGCCUCUACGUUCAACAAGAUAUACCGUGACGUUCGAGUAUAAUACCUCCUCUCGUUUCUCUCUGCAGGUAGUGCUCUCGAACAGCGAUACUGGCACUGCACCCAGUCGGAACUUCAGCCAAGCGGCCGCGCCUUCCCACGCCUUGAAUGAAGUCGAUCACAAUGAUGAUCUGUCUAAUUUCGGGCUUGAUGAUGACGAUCUGGAUCACUCAGUCUCGGACGCUACAUGGAAACAACGUUAUAUGAGGCUCCGAACUCAGAUGCAGAAGAAGGAGCGGUCAUUAUCUCAGUACAAACGCAGGAUUGUUGAGUCGGUGAUGGCGGACAUAUGA
Messenger RNA from Penicillium subrubescens, 2310 nucleotides. It is a transcript of the gene abp2, whose product is annotated as putative ARS binding protein Abp2. The transcript is spliced from 2 exons. Gene Ontology annotation, molecular function: DNA replication origin binding. The coding region runs from base 1 to 2310 and encodes 769 amino acids. Lineage: Eukaryota; Fungi; Ascomycota; Eurotiomycetes; Eurotiales; Aspergillaceae. The record is from RefSeq and is a predicted model, not a curated record.